AUGUCAGCUGGUAUGAGCCGUGUGAUUGUGAUAUGUGUCAGUGCUGCAGGGCUGUGUGGAGAGAUCGUUCUUCCAUAGAGAGAGGAGGACUGGGGCUGUCGCCUCUAUUUAGGGAAAUGACAAACACGCUCACGAUCUCCCAGCCUCAGCAGUCUGUUUUCAUUCCCACGUCUUCUGUUGUUCACACGACAGGGACUGUUAUUCUGUUGGCGCUUUGUCAUUGUAAAUGCUAGGAUCCACACAUUCUCACUGUAAUGUCUCUUUCCCUGCUAUUGGUGACAGACCCCCCCCCCCCCCCCCCCCCCCCCACACUCUCUCUAACAUCUCUCUCUCUUCCUUCCCCUCUCUCUUCUCUCUCAGCCUCUCCCGGGCGGGUUGGCAUGGCCCAGUGAUGAACGGCGCGGUGGUGCCAGGCAGCCCGGAGUUCUCGUGCCCGCUGCCCGACUGGCGAGAGUUCUGCGAGCUCCAUGCCCGCGCCUCCGCCUCCGACUUUGCCCACAAGUUCCGCCGCUUCCUGACGGAGAACCCGUGCUACGACUCACCGGGCGCCGACAGCAGCUUCUCGCAGCACUUCGCCAGACACUUCCUGGAGUGUUUCUCUGCUGCUCUCGCCCAGGCCAGGGACCACCAGGCCUCGCUCUCGCCAGGGGACGACGGCUCCAACGCUCCCCCCAAAUACAGCAUCGUUCCCUUCCUGGGCAUCCAGGGCUGCCCUCUGCCCUACAGACACAACGACCUCUACCAGCGGCGCAAGGACGCCGGUGCCUCUAGCGAAUCCCUGGACAGUAUGGACAGUGGAGGUUUAGGAGUAGGAGGGAUAGGGGGAGGGAGUUCCUCCUCCAUGACCACCUCCCGCGCCCCCCAGCCGGCCCACAAGCCCUCUGCUCUGGGCCAGUCUCGCAGCUCGGAGGACGUGUCAGUGGGACACCCCAAGGCCCGCUUCAAAAAGGGAUUCUCUCUGAGGAACAUGAGUCUGUGUGUGGUGGACGGGGUGAAAGAGAUCUGGCACCGCCACGCCUCCCUGAACCAGACCCUGCGGGGGGAUCCGGGGGGGGCCCGAAGGGCCCAAAGGGAGUGGGAGGGGGGACCCCGGCGGGGAAGAUGGUCCCCCCAGACUUUCGUCUUCCCCCGGGGGGCCCAAAGGGGCCAAGGCUGA
Coregonus sp. 'balchen' is the source of this 1156-nucleotide messenger RNA. NCBI's taxonomy places the organism in Eukaryota, Metazoa, Chordata, Actinopteri, Salmoniformes, Salmonidae. The record is from the annotation of a GenBank genome assembly.